Molecule: messenger RNA, 1038 nt
Organism: Lathyrus sativus (Indian pea)
Lineage: Eukaryota; Viridiplantae; Streptophyta; Magnoliopsida; Fabales; Fabaceae
Source: the annotation of a GenBank genome assembly
AUGGGUAGAGCUCCUUGUUGUGACAAAGCAAACGUGAAGAAAGGUCCUUGGUCUCCAGAAGAAGAUUCUAAGCUCAAAUCCUACAUAGAACAACAUGGUACUGGUGGCAACUGGAUUGCUCUUCCACAAAAAAUUGGUUUGAAACGCUGUGGAAAAAGUUGUCGUUUAAGGUGGUUAAACUAUCUUCGCCCUAAUCUCAAACAUGGUGGUUUUUCAGAAGAAGAAGAUAACAUCAUUUGUAGUCUUUACAUCAGUAUCGGAAGCAGGUGGUCGAUAAUUGCAGCUCAAUUGCCAGGAAGAACAGAUAAUGACAUAAAGAACUAUUGGAACACAAGGUUGAAAAAGAAGCUUUUAGGAAAACAUCGUAAAGAACAACAUCAUCAACAACAACAAGCACGUAAUAGAGGAAACAACGGUGUUAAUAUUGUUAAGCAAGAAAACAACAAUCAAUUUUCUUUAUCAGAUUUGGUUCAAGAGCAUGCAUAUUUGCCACAUCAUGUAAUGCAAAAUUUGCUAUCUACACCUCCGCCGCCGCCGCCUCCUCCGUCAAUGUUGUCAUCAUACACAAACCAAGGCUUCAACGAUCAAGAUUCCAUCAGGAAACUACUUAUCAAGCUUGGAGGAAGAUUCUCAGGUGAUUAUCAUCAUCAUCAUCCUAAUUCUAGUACUAAUGACUUUGAUGGUUUGAAUGUCCAAUUCUCAAAUAAUGCUACUUCUUCAACUCAUGAACAAGUUUAUGAUCAAGAACAUGUUGGAUCUUCUUCUUGUGUUAAUUCUUCAAAUGGCAACAAUCAAGUACAGUUUGUACAAAAUGGUCAAUACUUCGACUCGGUGCAAGAAGAACAAGGAAAAUUCAUCCCUGAAAUUGAUCAUUUGGUGUCUACUAGUUUUUCACCAAGAUUUGAUGGGUUGGAAUUCUUGUAUGGGGAUGAAAACAUGAGUAUUGAAAAUAAUAAGAUAGAAGGUUCUAAUACUUCGUGGGGUGAAGCUACUACUUCAAGUUAUCAUCACACUCUUGAUUCGAAAUACCAAGGUUAG